Amphibalanus amphitrite is the source of this 1896-nucleotide messenger RNA. RefSeq names its product facilitated trehalose transporter Tret1-like. The record is from RefSeq and is a predicted model, not a curated record. Gene Ontology annotation, cellular component: membrane. The transcript has 5 exons. Gene Ontology annotation, biological process: transmembrane transport. Gene Ontology annotation, molecular function: transmembrane transporter activity. NCBI's taxonomy places the organism in Eukaryota, Metazoa, Arthropoda, Thecostraca, Balanomorpha, Balanidae. The coding region runs from base 282 to 1838 and encodes 518 amino acids.
AUUCCGCGGAGGGUGCUCGGGCGCUCGGGUGCUCGGUGAUCAGAUCUCGCCCAGCCGCUGACCGGGCAGCAUCCACCCUCGUGAGCCUCCCCCGCUGCGUGCGCGCGGGACCAUCAGCGCGUGCUGUGAUCUACGACUGCGGGACCCGAGAGACUGAACGCCUGAUCGGUCCGGCAGCCCACCAUCAUCAUACUGCAGCAAUUACCUAUCGGAGGGUUCGUCCUUCUAUACUCGUUCAGCCUCGGAACUAAAACUUCAGCAGGACUUGAAUAAAUUUGACCAUGAAUACUCCUGAGGUCAAAAUGUCAGAGCCGUGUUAUUUAGUUAGUCAUAGGCCCGAGGGGGUCCUUCAAACACACGUGGCCAUCACGCCGACCCUGGAGACCCCUGAGCUCGCUCAUACUGUGAAGGAGCCGGUGACGCUGCACGACUCUGGGGACCACCAUGAUGGACUGACCGGCUGUCAGCUGCUGCGACAGGUCGUCAUCGGCGUUAUCGUUGCGAUGGUCACCGUGUCGGUUGCCGCCAACAACGCCGCCUCUGUGAUGUUACCGCAACUGAUGUCCAACGGGUCCGACAUCACACUCACUGCGACGCAGGUCACUUGGUUCGCUAGCGUGAAUUCGCUGGCUGCGGCCGCGGGUUCGACCAUGGGUGGCAUGGCGGUGCACCACCUGGGACCUCGGAGGGUGCUGCUGCUGCAGGCCCUGCCGACCAUCGCCGGAUGGCUGAUGCAGGCCCUCGCCAACGGAUUUCCUGUGCUGUUCAUCGGACGCUGCCUGGUGGGAGCCUGCACCGGUCUAUCAAUGAGCGCAGGACAGGUGUAUCGAGCCGAGAUGUCUUCCCCGCAGAUCCGCGGACGACUGGUCUGUCUCGCAGGACUCUUCGACAACGUGGGAGCUAUCCUAAGCUACGUCAUCGGGUACCUCCUGCCGUGGCGUUGGGUGCCGGCCGCAUUCGUCAUCGUGUUUCUGGUGCCCAGCGCGCUGGGAAUGCUGCUGGUACCUGAGUCGCCCUACUGGCUGAUGGGCAAACAGAGACCCGAAGACGCCCGACGCAGUCUGCUGACGCUGCGUGGAGACCCGGCAGUGGCUGACAAAGACCUGGCGAUCAUCACUGAAGCGUGCAAGAGUCGUCAGAAGGCGCUGACACCUCGCGAACUGGCAAAGGAGAUGUCUAAACUGUGCGUGCUGGCGCCGUUCCUCACUGUUCUGGCGUUGUUUGCUUUGGGCGCCUUGGCGGGGCUUUCGAUGUUGACUUACCUUGUGGUUAUCUUCAAGGAGACUGGUUCGUCACUAGAUGCGCACCAAGCAUCUAUCUUGUUUGGCUGUGUACGCACUUGCAACAUGUUCCUCGUGCUGUACAUGAGUGACCACUUCGGCCGGCGGCCGCUGCUCAUAUUCUCCAGCGUCGGUUGUACGCUGACCACUCUGAGCAUGGCGGCAUUUCUGUUCGGCCGAGACCAGGUACCUGAAUGGGCCGGGUGGCGGCAACUCUCGUGGCUACCGCUGGCGCUCAUGCUGUUCUACAUCAUCGCCUUCGACUUCGGCUUCGGACGCACCACGUGGGUGGUGCAUGCCGAACUCCUGCCGAACCGCGUGCGAUCGGCGCUGUCAGGUUUCGGUGUUCUCAUGCACUUCGGCAGCGCGUCUGUUUCCAUAUUUGCGUUCCCAUUCAUCCGCGAUGCAUUCACGCUUGCUGGGGCGUUCUGUUUCUUCGCGCUGUUUAGCUUUUUGGGUCUUCUGCUCACGGUAUUUCUGAUCCCUGAAACAAAAAACCAGAGGCUGGAGGCCAUCGAGGCAUUCUACGUUCAUCGUUUUCAUCCCGAAAGAAAGUGACAGUUCUGUAAUUUGCUUACUCAGCGACGAUUACACGAAUGACAUCGUAAUUUCAUUA